AUGGCAGGAGACUUCCCUAACCUGGAUCUCGUCACUACCUCACAAUGGGUGGAACCAGACCACAUCCAUCCUGUCAUACGAUCAUGGCUUCCCGCGUAUAGCAUCACCCUUACAGUCGUAGCCACACUCAUAUUGACAGCACGGAUUUGGUCGCACAGCAGGACAAGCGUUGGUGGCCUUGGUCUGGAUGAUCUUUUUAUAAGUAGCGCCUGGGUAUUUGCUACGUUGUUCACUGCGGCAUGCCUCCUCGGGACCCUGAAGCACGGCUUCGAUAGACAUGUAUGGGAUGUGGAGAGCACGCACUAUACCCAUGCGGCAUUGAUCCAAUGGCUCAGCGAAGGUGCCUUUACCCUUAGCAUCUGCUUCACCAAGAUCUCGGUCCUUUGCUUCUAUCGCCGGCUUGAUCCUCCAUGCACAAAGUCUUUUAGGAGGAUCCUCUACGUUUUCAUCGCGUCCACUGCAUGCUAUCUGCUUGCAUCUCUCUUGACGCAGCUAUUGAUUUGCCAACCCAUCGCCGCAUACUGGGCCGUACCAAAACCUGACGCUUUAGGUCGGACGUGUACCAGCCAGCGUGUCUACUACCCUGUCCAUGGGUCGUUGGGGGUCUUUUCUACUUUUUACACUAUUGCGAUUCCCUACUCAGUCCUUCGCAACGUGCCCAUGUCGAAGGUUCAGAGGAACGGCCUAAGGGCCAUCAUGGGCAUGUCACUAGUUGUGAUAGGGGCUGGCAUCGCUCGAACCAUAUUUCUGUUCCGACUGGCAGACAGCCAGAACGGAGACGCGACCUGGAACGGAUUCAACGUCUUCGUGUGCGCGCAACUGGAAUGCCACUUCGCCCUGAUCUGCGCGUGCCUGCCAUUUCUCCAGCGCUGUGUCUCGCAAGACCCGUCCCUACCUAUCAUCUACUACUCUGACAGUAGCAAAGAUCGAAAGGCUUCCGUCGUAUCCAGAGUUAGCAGCUCCCUGUCAGACCAGUUCAGGCGCCUACCCCUCAAGCGUGGCGCCAGCCCGCGAAACUUGGAGGCUUCCCGAUCCCGACCGCCGGUCGCGGUGGAGAUACCGGAAUGGGAAUUUCAAACACUGGGGUCGCCACAGCAUGCGAGUUCACCCGUGGACGAGAUCAGCUACGAACAGUACGUGCAGGGCAGGUUUGGCCCGCCAGCGCCGCCAAAAGACAGCCGUGAUUUAUUUGAUCAGUACCGAAGGGAGCGGGGACACAUUGGGUAA
Molecule: messenger RNA, 1227 nt
Organism: Trematosphaeria pertusa
Lineage: Eukaryota; Fungi; Ascomycota; Dothideomycetes; Pleosporales; Trematosphaeriaceae
Exons: 5
Coding region: 1-1227 (408 amino acids)
Source: RefSeq, a predicted model, not a curated record